AUGAGAAAGUUCAGAAAGACAAGAUUCGUUACGUUUGACAUCGAAACGAUGGAGAGACCGAUUGAGGAAACGACCAAGUCAACAACUGUUCAUUCGGAACUUCGACUUCUUUCCAUCGCAAUCGGGAGUAAUUUUGGAUACCAGCGGUUCUUGAUAAGGCGGAGUGAUGAAAAUGAUGCCGCGAAACAACUUGUUCAAAAAUUUGUCGACGAAAUUGAAGACCUUGCUGUCUCUGAAGAAACGUAUCUUCCCUCUGAGCUAAAAGAUGCAAUCCAGAAUCUCAAAAACAUCGAUAUCAACUCAGUCAAUGCCGAGCGAAAGAUGAAAGUUCGAUAUCUGCGACGAGAGCUCACAAACUAUGCGAAAAUGGACAUUUACGGUUUCAAUAGUGCUAAAUUUGAUUUGAAAGUUUUAAGUCCCUACCUUAUACCCAUUCUUAUGAAAAAGUAUGGGUCAAAAUUCACUAGUAUUAAAAAAGGCACUCAUUAUUUCUCAAUGUCAACGCCAACAUAUCAAUUCAAGGAUGCCAAACUAUUCAGCACUCCAACUGAUUUGGCUGGAUAUCUCAAGCAAGGAGGAGUCGAGGAAGGAAAAGCGAUUUGGCCAUAUGAAAAAUAUCGCAGCGUCUUUGAUAUCAUGAACGAUAAAAAUUUCCCUCCAAGAGAUGAAUUUUUUUCUAGUCUCAAGAAUAAGGAAAUCUCUGAGGAAGAUUAUGAACUUUUCAGAUCUGAGUUUUAUAGAAAUCAAAGACGAGAUCAAAAUUAUUCUAUGGGUCAUUGGCUCAAACACUACAAUUUGACAGAUGUCACCCCUUUUGCGAAAGCAAUUGACAAUCAAUUCAAAUUAUUUUUCGAGACUUUUAAAAUUGACCCUUCUUUCUGUAUGAGCUUGCCCAAAUUUGCGAUGGCGUGUGUUUUUGAAGGUUACUCGAAGAAUUCCCCGCUUACAUUUUCGUUCCACCGAAAUUAUCACAAGGAACACAAACUCUUACGUGAUAAUAUAAUUGGUGGUCCUGUGAACGUCUACUCUCGCUAUACUGAACUUCGACCCGACGUGGAUGCUCCGGAAAAUGCAAAGUUUGCGCCGAAUGGGGAUCCGUUCACAAAGAUAGUCUUUUUCGACUUCAAUGCCUUGUACCUCUUCGCUCAAAAAAUGUUGCUACCAUCCACCCCAGGUAUACGAUGGCAAAAAAUCGACAAUUCCGUCUUCCGCAAAUCGAUCAUGACGACAGAUAACUCUCUUGCCGCACUCCAGUGGCUCACAUAUAUUGAUGAAUUCAGCCCCUUGUUGGUUCAAGCUAAUGGUGAGCGACUCAGACUCGAACAUCAAUAUUUCAGGGGUUGUUAUUUUCAUCAAUACUGCGUUGAUUGCAAUCCAGGUCAGGCUGACCAUGAGUUUGAGAAGAAAAAGCGCAUUUUGUCCAGAAAAGGGACUGUUCAUAUUAUGCGCGAAUGUGAAUGGAUCCAUCGUCGUAAUAGAUAUUAUGUCGACCGUGUUUCAAAAUACUGGGGUCGGAUAUUUAAACUCAAAGAGUCCGAAAAGAGCAUUCUCGACGGCAUUCGAAAUGACGAGAUAUAUGGAUUUAUUGUAGCGGAUGUUUCUUGUCCGAAAGAGGUCUUUGAUCAAAUCUCGUACAUAAAUUUUCCGCCAGUGAUUCAGCGAAUGAAAAUCACAAACGAGCAUUUGAGUCCUUAUAUGAAAGCUCAAUUUGAAAAAACCGGAAGCAAAUGCGAUCAAGAAACGGUCGUACAAACAUAUAAUGGCUUAGAAGUAACUAACAUUCAAUCUUUCACCCAAUUUCGAGCAACUAAAAGUCUAAGUGAUUAUGCUGACAAUAUUACUCAUGGUCGAGUCAAUGCUCUUGAUGACAAGAAUACUGCUCUUGCUCUUGCAUUUAAAACGAUUGGCAAUUGCGGUGGUUUCGGUAAAGCCAUCGAACAGGUCGACCGACCAAAUACCAAAUUUAACAAUGAUAAGCAACUGAAAAAGUCAAUUAUAAAGCCAACAUUUAAAUCUCAUGAGACACUCUCUCAAGAAAACGGUGAGUAUGAAAUUUCCGAAGUCAUUUUCGACAAGUUACGCAUCAAAGAUGACAAGCCAACUGUUCUUGGUGUGGCUAUUCUUCAAAACUCGAAACUUCACUUUCUCUCCUUUGUUUAUAAAUUUCUUCACAAAUACCUGAGACCUGGAUCCUACAAGCUGAACUAUUGCGAUACAGACAGUUUGGCAAUAUCGUUCACUCGAAGCGGAACGGACGGUAAAACAACAAGGUCACAGAUGGAAGCCGCUUUACUACCUUGUGUUCGGGAAGAACUCAUGGACGAAUUUCUACAAGUUUGGCAUAAAUGGAUUGUCCUUGAAGAUACAACUCUAAAUCACAAAACUCCUGGACUUCUUAAAGCGGAAUGGCAAACGAAUAAUGGCGCACUUGUUUGUCUUGGAAACAAGAUGUACUUUGGCUAUGAUGAAGAAAACAAACAGACAAAGCGAUCAACGAAAGGAGUUCCUCACAAUCACGAGCUCAAACUUCAAGAAUUUCUUGAUUGUCUAAAUGAAACUGUAACCACUAGUAACACAUGCAAAGUUCGCAUGUUACGCUCGACUAACGACAAUAUUGUGAAACGAAUUUCCAUCGAAAAGAAAGUUCUCUCGAAUAUUUUUGUAAAGCUUCGAGUCAUGUCGGACGGCGUCACAUGUAAACCACUGACCCUCAACGGGGAAAUCCUUUAA
Molecule: messenger RNA, 2730 nt
Organism: Oikopleura dioica
Lineage: Eukaryota; Metazoa; Chordata; Appendicularia; Copelata; Oikopleuridae
Source: the annotation of a GenBank genome assembly